UUUUCAUAGUAGCUUCGAAACACUGCUGAGGUAUAGAUGGUAAUAAGAAAAAUAAAGAGCUAGCGAAGAUAAACCAAAAAGACUCGUAGCAGAUUUGAUAUAAAUGUAUUAAGAAAAAAAAUUUAAUCGUUUCAAGAAGAAUUCUAUAAAUUGUACAUUUUCAAGUACUUAUGAAAUAUAAAGAAGCAAGAAAUUAUAAAAUAAUUUUGCCAUCUUAAUUUAAAAAAUUAAUAAAUGCAACAGACUAAUGCCAUUUAAAAUUAAAAAAGUGAUAUGCAAAAAAUAUAAGAAGUAAAUAUUAUUAUUACAAAUAAUAAGUGCUGUGAUUUCAACUACAAAAAAAUUAAGCAAAGAAAAGUUUAAAAAAUUUUGUAAUAAAGCAAUUUUCUUUCUACAAAAUAUUUUUGUUGGGAAAAUAUUUUCAAAAUAAGCAAGAAAUUCAGCAAAUUGUGAUAAAUAUCAACAAGAAAAAGUGAUACAUCAAGCACCAGUAGAGUUUCGAACUUACUCGAAUUUUCUGGAAAUUAAAAAUAAAAACUAAGUUUUUUGCUUGAAGAAAAUUAAUCUAAAAAACGGCAGGAAAAGCCAGUGAAAGGCAAAAGUUUUUGAUAAACGCGCGCUGAUACACUGCAAAAUUAAUUUUUAAGAAAAUUUUUAAUAUCCACAAUUUCCUUAUUACAAAUGAAAAUGGAAGUACUCGCUGUGCAGCAACCAUAUGAGACGACGGUAUACGGGGCGCUCGGUACCUAUAAAGCUAAAAACUGGGCUAACAUAUUAACACCGCCGCCAACUAAAGCAACGCAGUCACCCACCAAUUUACCAUAUCUACAGAGUAACACUACCAAUAAAAUGAAGAACAGUAUUAUAAGCAAGAAAACUAAACGCACUGCAGAGGUGAGCAGCAAUGGUAAAUCACGUGCUGCUGCUGCUGUUGCAAAUCAACAACAACAACCAGCAACAGAUAGUAGUUACCGCAUUGGUUAUAGUAACUACAAUCAUACACCAGAUAACACAAAUCUAUUUUACUGUGAUGAUAUUGAUGCAACAGCUGUAAAUGAACUUUCAUUGCGUUUGCUUGAUGAACUGCGUGCGGCUAAAUCGCGUCAUUUAACCUGCACUGAAGUCUCCUUACCCUGUGAUCUCACACCUAGAAUAGCAGCAGAAAUUAUACGUGUUUCCGAGAAGGAACCGUGCGGAAUACGUGGCUGCACCAUAUACAUCGAAUUCGAAGAUGAACCAAAUAACUCGAGACGUAUUGCAUCACUCAAAUUGGAUCCCGAAAUGGUAUCUACCUUUGAGAUAUAUUUAACAUUGCGUCAGGACCAUCGUGGUUGGACUGCAUUAUUGCCACAAUUCAUGAAAAGCUUGGCACGUACAAUAACUAUCAGUCCAGAGUUCAGCAUUACUAAACAUAAAUUGUACUCACCACAAGAGCGCAGCAGUUAUAGUUACGGUAGUAAUAGCAGCAGUAGUGCUGCCAUCUCUACACCAUCAUCGUGAUGUGGUAAAUUUAUAACAACGAGAAAGCAAUUUUAUCGAUAAAAAUUUUUUCGAUAGUAUCGAAACGAAGACGAUGUAUUAUUAUUAAUUAAUAUUAAUUUUCGAAGCCACCCCACCUACACACAUACAUAUACACACGGUUACACACUACACAUCUUAUGUCUAAUUGAAAUACACUAUACAUCUCAAUACAUAUAUAGUGAAUAUAUUCUAUAUAUAUAUUCUUUCGAUUAUAUAUAAUAUGUGAACUCACCACCAUUAGUAUGUAGGUAAAUAUUUUUUGUCUUAGGUAUUUAAGUUGAUUACAAAAACAAAUUGUGAAAACAUGAAUUUUUAAGAUAAUGGCAAAAUUAUAAUUUGCCAAAUCUCAAACUCAUGAAAAUGUGAUACUGGUUAAGAUGCUAAGUUUUAAAAUUGAUCUUAUAUAAACAACAAAAACCUAAACGUACUCCAUUAAUUAUUAAUAUUUAAGUAUUUUCAAUAUCCCUGUAAUUGCCUCAUCCCUAAAUCCCUAAAUUAAAAAAAAAAUGAAACUCUUUUGUGAAAUUUGGUAGUUCAUGGUGAACUCAAGUAAAAAGAUUUAGUAAGAAAAAAUUUGAAAAAUUUUUUUCCUUCCCAUUUCGGAAACUUUUUUACAUAUAAGAAAAAAAACAUUUGCGAUAUAUUUAAAAACAAAAUACAAUUUUCAAUUAAACAUUAAAUUAAAAAUUAAAAAAAACUUAAUAAUGUUCUCAUUUACUAAAUAUUAUG
Molecule: messenger RNA, 2250 nt
Organism: Teleopsis dalmanni
Lineage: Eukaryota; Metazoa; Arthropoda; Insecta; Diptera; Diopsidae
Product: protein scylla
Exons: 2
Coding region: 682-1500 (272 amino acids)
Biological process (GO): apoptotic process; negative regulation of signal transduction; regulation of TOR signaling
Cellular component (GO): cytoplasm
Source: RefSeq, a predicted model, not a curated record